Messenger RNA from Antechinus flavipes (yellow-footed antechinus), 9020 nucleotides. It is a transcript of the gene TSC1, whose product is annotated as TSC complex subunit 1. The transcript is spliced from 24 exons. Gene Ontology annotation, biological process: negative regulation of cell population proliferation; regulation of cell cycle; negative regulation of TOR signaling. Lineage: Eukaryota; Metazoa; Chordata; Mammalia; Dasyuromorphia; Dasyuridae. Gene Ontology annotation, cellular component: TSC1-TSC2 complex. Bases 267 to 3779 code for a protein of 1170 amino acids. The record is from RefSeq and is a predicted model, not a curated record.
UGGGUAUAGUGCCUCAGUCAAAAUCCUCACUCUUCACUGUGCCAGACAUCAGAAGUGAGAGCCCCUCAGGGCUUAACUCAUUUGAGAUCAUGAAAGACACCAGUUUGACAGCACUGGAAACUGAAGUAUUUAUUGUCCAUAGAACAGGGAAAUUCAGCUGAUUUUUAUACUAAUUUUUUAUUAAGACAGAAAAGAAAAUUCACCUUUUUCCUUGGUUACUAUACUCUUCUGGUAGAGGUACAAAUGAAGAACCUGUGGAAAUUUUAAUGUGUGUACCAAAACUAGCAAGAGCACAUACAUAUAAGAUAAUGGCACAGCAGGCAAAUAUUAGUGAACUCCUCUCCAUGCUGGAUUCCUCAACUCUGGGUGUGUUAGAUGAAAUAACAACUGUCUUUAAAGAGAAUCUCAAUUCUGACCGUGGUCCUAUGCUUGUAAACACAUUGGUGGAUUAUUAUCUGGAAACCAAUUCUCAACAGGUAUUACGCAUCUUGACUACAUUGCAAGAGCCUCAUGAUAAGCACCUCAUGGACAAAAUUAAUGAAUAUGUGGGCAAAGCUGCUACUCGUUUACCCGUCCUCUCCUUACUGGGGCAUGUCAUAAGACUGCAGCCCCCAUGGAAGCAUAAGCUCUCUCAAGCGCCUCUCUUGCCUUCUUUGCUUAAGUGUCUCAAGACUGAUACAGAUGUAGUAAUACUCACAACAGGAGUUUUAGUCUUAAUAACCAUGCUGCCAAUGAUUCCACAGUCAGGCAAACAAUACCUUCACGACUUCUUUGAUGUUUUUGGCCGUCUUUCAUCAUGGUGCCUGAAGAAUCCAGGUCAUGUGACAGAAAUUUAUCUCGUCCAUCUUCAUGCCAGUGUUUAUGCUUUCUUUCAUCGCCUUUAUGGAAUGUACCCUUGCAACUUUGUCUCCUUUCUACGUUCUCACUACAGUAUGAAGGAAAACUUGGAGACCUUUGAAGAAGUGGUAAAGCCAAUGAUGGAACAUGUUCGAAUUCAUCCAGAAUUAGUGACUGGAUCCAAGGACCAUGAACUAGACCCACGCAGGUGGAAGAGAUUAGAAACUCAUGAUGUUGUAAUAGAAUGUGCCAAAAUUUCUCUGGACCCCACUGAAGCCUCAUACGAAGAUGGCUAUUCUGUGUCUCAGCAGAUCUCAGCACGCUUUCAUCAUCGUCCAACUGAUGCCAUCGCCAGCCCUUAUGUUGACACACAGAAUAGCUAUGGGAAUGCUACUUCUACCCCUUAUUCCACUCCUCGGCUGGCGUUGUUAAACACGCCAGGGCAGCUACCUCAGGUUCUGAGUUGCUCAUCAAUACGGCUGUCAACUGAGCCGACACAAGCUACUAUAUGGAGCCCCUCUGCAGUCUGUGGUAUGACCACUCCUCCAACCUCACCUGGAAAUGUCCCACCUGAGUUGUCACACCCUUAUAGCAAAGUCUUUGGUACACCUGGUGGGAAAGGAACUCCUUUGGGAACACCAGCAACUUCCCCUCCUCCUCCCUGCCAUUCAGAUGACUACGUGCACAUUUCACCCCCUCAGGCUAUAGUCAUGCCCCCCAAGAAGGAGGACAGACUGGAGAGACCAUGUCUACACAGACAACAUCAUCUUCCUAAUGAUAGAGGAUUAGAAGAAACAUCUGCCAAUAAGGGUUCUGUCACUUUAAGUGAUCUUCCAGAAUUUUUAGGUGAUUUAGCCUCUGAAGAAGAUAGUGUUGAGAAAGAUAAGGAAGAAGCUGCAAUAUCAAAGGAGCUUUCUGAGAUCACUACAGCAGAUACUGAGCCUGUGGUGCCUCGAGGAGGAUUUGACUCGCCUUUCUAUCGAGAUAGUCUCCCAUGUUCUCAGAAGAAGUCCCAUUCAACAUCUUCUAACACUCAAGGUCCUAAUGUGAGCACUGAACUUCUAACUUCCUCUCUGGACAAGCUUGGGCCUGACACACCAAAGCAAGCCUUUACACCCAUAGAAUGGCCCUGUGGGUGUGACAAUGAAAGCCCUGCUGGUAACAGGGAAAGCCAGACUUCAUUAGAGACAAACAUCUUAACGCCUAGCCCUUGUAAAAUUCCAUCUCAGAAAGUAGGUUUUGGACGUGGACAGCCUCCCCCAUAUGAUCAUCUUUUUGAGAUGGCACUGCCAAAGACUGCUUACCAUUUUGUCAGCAAGAAGACAGAAGAGCUAUUAAAGAAAGUAAAAGGAAAUACAGAGGAAGAUUAUAUGCCCUCCACUUCCCCAGUGGAGGUAUUGGAUAGGUUGAUUCAACAGGGAGCAGAUGCACAUACAAAAGAGCUAAACAAGUUGUCUUUGCCCAGUAAAUCUGUCGAUUGGACCCACUUUGGAGGCUCUCCACCCUCAGAUGAGAUUCACACCCUUCGGAACCAAUUGCUGUUACUGCACAACCAGUUACUCUAUGAGCGCUUCAAAAGACAGCAGCAUGCUCUCCGGAACAGAAGACUCUUACGGAAGGUGAUCAAAGCCACAGCUCUGGAGGAACACAACGCUGCUAUGAAAGAUCAGUUGAAGUUACAAGAGAAAGACAUCCAGAUGUGGAAGGUUAGUAUGCAGAAGGAACAGGCCAGAUACAAUCAGCUUCAAGAGGAACGUGACACUGUGGUGACCCAGCUCCACAGUCAGAUCAAACAGCUGCAACAUGAUCGGGAGGAAUUUUAUAAUCAAAGCCAGGAACUGCAGACAAAGCUGGAAGACUGCCGAAAUAUGAUUGCAGAGCUGAGGUUAGAAUUAAAGAAGGCCAAUAAUAAAGUGUGUCACAGAGAGUUGCUGCUCAGCCAAGUUUCUCAAAAGCUUUCAAACAGUGAGUCAGUCCAGCAGCAGAUGGAGUUCUUGAACAGGCAGCUGUUAGUUCUUGGGGAGGUCAAUGAGCUGUAUUUGGAGCAAUUGCAGAACAAGCAUGCAGAUACUACACAGGAAGUGGAAAUGAUGAAGACUUCUUAUCGGAAGGAACUAGAGAAAAAUAGAAGCCAUCUUCUUCAACAGAAUCAGCGGCUUGAUACCUCCCAAAAACGGAUUGUGGAACUAGAAUCUCAUUUGGCCAAGAAAGACCAUCUUCUGUUGGAACAGAAAAAAUACCUGGAGGAUGUCAAACUUCAGGCUAGAGGACAGCUACAGGCAGUAGAGAGCAGGUAUGAGGCUCAGAAAAGGAUUACCCAGGCAUUUGAAUUAGAAAUCUUAGAUUUGUAUGGCAGAUUGGAGAAAGAUGGCCUCCUGAAAAAACUUGAAGAAAAGACAGAAGCAGCUGAGGCAGCUGAGGAAAGGCUUGACUGUUGUAAUGAAGGUUGCCCUGAUUCACUGGUAGGGCACAAUGAAGAGGCUGCUGGCCACAAUGGUGAAACUAAGACCCCCAAGUCUGGUAGCAGCCGGGGCAGUAGUGGCAGCAGAGGUGGUGGAGGAAGUAGUAGCAGCAGUAGUGAGCUUUCUACCCCUGAGAAACCCCCAAACCAGAGAGUAGGGCCAUUCAGCAGUCGGUGGGAAACAGUAGAACCUUCCACCAGCAUCCCUGUGACUGUGGGCUCACUUCCCAGUUCAGAGAGCUUCCUGGCCAUAAAGGCUCGAGAAUUGUUUCGUAAUAAGAGUGAGAGCCAGUGUGAUGAGGACGGCUUGAUCAACAACAGCCUUUCUGAGACACUAAAGACUGAACUGUACAAAGAUCCAAACUUGGAAGUAAAGGCUCCCCUGGGCCUAGACAACCCUCACCCAUCUCCCAAAAACCAGGAAAGUGUUGGACAGCUUCGUAUCAUGGACUACAAUGAGACUCAGCAUGAACCCAGUUAAAGGAUGAUGGUCAAUCAGUGUUAACUUUCAUAUUCUUGGCAUAGAAUGGGAGGCAUGAAUGCAAGUGUAAAAGCUUUCAUAUUUCCAGGUGUGAGUAGCUAAUUCUUGCCAUGGAAAUAGGACUGAACUCCUUUUGACAAAAGACUGAAUGAAGAAUGGUGUUUGGAUCUGGCAGUGAAAUGCUUCUGACCUUUUCUUGACUCUUACCUAAAACCUCUCCUUUCUUUCCUAGCAAUGUGCUAACCCAAGGGCCAGUUUGCAUUCAUAAGUAUCUUUAUUUUCUUCUUCCUUUCCCCAAAUGGUUGCAUCCUAUAAACCUGUGCAAUAUGAGGCCAAAUUUAAUCUUUGAAUCUAACACAACUUUCUGCUUUACUGGAGCUCAAGUAGCUUGCCCAACUUUCAGUGCAGACCAGUUGAUUGGUGGUGGUACAGGUAAGUCUGGUUUUGUUGCUUUCUAGGAUGCAGUUUACAGAGCCAGUUACCUUCAGGUGAAGUCUUCUGAAUGCGUAUGGUUUUUUUCUCUCUGCUUUCUGGUUCUUAAGUUCAGCACCCAAAGCAGAGGAUGAUCAAGAAAAAAAGGGGGUAUUGUUCACUGGUAUGUUCUUUGGAAGCUCUGAUAAUGCUUCCUAGAAAGUUCAGUGUGAACGCCCUCUUCUGCCAUUUCAAAGAACUGGAGCUGGAGCUGUGGGGUUUGGUGAAGCACCAUCUCUCCUUCCCCUCUACCUCUUAUUUAUUUGGUGUUGGCUGAAAAGCUGGUACUCUUCUGACUACAAUUGGGGGGGUGCAGGUGAUGAAACCCAAACUCUGGGGGGUGGGAGAGAAAGGGGAAGAAUGGAGACUGGAAAUUUUCCUAAGGAAUCCUUGUGGAAGCAUUAAUGCAUCCAGAAGACUGGCUGAACCUUUUUCCUUCUGUUUUCUCUCCAUUACUUUUCAUGAUCCUGCCUUGUUCAUCUCACUCUCUAAUACUGCACCAGAAAUGACCAGAAUUUCCAAAGAAAUCUCAGCGUCGUUUGUUAUGUAGCUAUGUGACCAUCUUUUCUUAGGUCUGGCAUAAUUGCCUCAGUGGCUUAGGCCAACAAAGCUACAACUUUUUUCCAUACUAACUCUUAAUUUUGUAUCUUAAGUACUUGGUUUGCAAGUAGAGUGUAACUAUUGAAUUCCAAGUUUCAGUGGUGAUGAGGGUUUUGAGGGAAAUCUGAGAAGUUGUAACCAACAGAGAGCCCAUUUAAGUGAUCAGACAAAUGUGGACAAGGGAUGCCCAUGUACUUAAGACAUCGGCCAGGGAGAGAGAAGGGCAGAAAAAUCAGCUCUGUCAAAGCCUUGAAAACAUUAGAAACAUAAGAAAUACUUCAAUUGGAAUACUAGGCAAAUGAAGAGCAGAAUUACAAGUAAUGUUUUGAAGACUAAAGGAAGACCCACGGGCUAUAGAGAAUUGUAAAAACAAGAGAGGUAUGGGGAAGCUAGGAGAAGAUGAAGAUUUUUAUUUUUACUAGGCAAGGAAAUGCAGAAAACUCCUUGCUUUAAAUAAUGAAAAUAACUGAUAAUGUAACAACCCUAGUAUCCCUUCCCAUGAUGAGACUGAGCAAGAAAUGACUAGAUUAGCAUUUGCAAAAUUAGGUUGGCUAAUACUAUGGGGACUUCUGAUAUCCACGGCUAAUUUGGCUGAAUAUCUCAUCAGGACAAGAUGUGAAGGUCAGAGGUGGUACUUGUUAGUGGUUUUUUUUUUUUUUUUUUUUUUUUUUUUAAAGGGGUUGAAUUAGAGAGUAACUUCAUAGUAGUAGGUUGAAACUUGUCUGGGGUUUAUUCGUGGGUAACACAAUGUUUUAGUAAAUAUUUCAACACACUUAGCUUGAUGAAGGAAAGUCCCAAAUUUUUAAUAAAUUAUUCAUUUUUAGAAGAGGCAACAAAGCCAAAAUAACUAUUUCUAACUAGAAAGUUAUGGUAACCCUAGAAACUUUUUAGACACCCCCUACAAAGCCCAAGAAAAAUAUGUGCUACAAAUUGAAAAAUGUUAGGUACUUGAACAAAUGGCCCAUAUGGCUAAUAAGUGAAUUAAAGAAGGCCUUUGGAAGAGGGGAAAAAAAGAUUUGUAGCUUUAUAUUCAUAUAGAUAUCUGGAGGAAUUAGCAUGAGUCUGGGAGUCAGUUCUAAUCCCAGCUCUGCCACUAAUUAAACUAUGACAGUAGUUAAGUAACUUCCUCUGUCUGAGCUUCUGUUUAUAUAAAAUGAGGAAGGUUGGGCUAAAUAACUUACAAGGUCCCAUUCAGGUCAAACAUUCUGUUGUUACCUAAAACUUUGUCUGCAGUGGAUGAAAACUAGAUAUAAAAUAGUCUUUUUUUUAAAAAAAAGCAUUCAUUCUGCAUAUACUUUUUGAAGGACUUAAAAAAGCCAGUAGUGCAAUUCUUUAAUUACAUGGGUAAGUUAGAAAGUCAGUGGGAACACUGAUCACAGUCCAGAAAGUUAUCAGGAGAUGAGAAGGAUAUAGAAGAGAGACUUCUUCAUUCCUGAAUUUUCUUGAAGUCUCUGUGUCAUAAUCAUUUGAACAAAUACAGGUGCAAGCACAGUGUGUCCUAGACUAAUACCAAAUUAAGUAUAAAUCACAGAUUAAUGGAAUCUUCUUAAAAAUCAAAGCAUUAUCAAUAAACUAAAUGGUAAAAAUUAAGGAAUAGUUAGGCCAAGUGUGCAAUCAGUUAGAAAUGAUCAGAUCACAGAUCGGAAAACUACUAGAUUACUAUUGAUUUCCUGUUCCUUGAGGAGACUUGGAAUUCUAGACUGGUAUAUCUUUCUUGAACUUUCUUUCUAGCCUAUUAAGCUGGUAGAAUCAAUUAUAAAGGGUAGUUAAGAACAACAUAAGUGGACCUUUGGGAACAAAGUUGGGAGGUAACUAUAUGCUAACAAUAGGAAGAAAUCAUGCCUGAAUCUUUAAGUGUGAAGGUGUAAAUUUUAGGUUUUCCCAGUGUCUUUGACAAAGGUAUCAGAAAGUUGAAAAUUGAAUUACUUGGGUUAGGAAAAGUGUUUACCCAUGGAAUAGAGCUUGCUUAGAAACAUGAACCAAAGUGUAAGGGAUAAUAAUCAUUUCUGUGGAUGGGAUACUAACAAGAUUCUUAGAAGCAAUCAGUUAAUAUUUUUACAAAUGAAAUAAAUAUCAAAGUUAGUGGGUAACACUCAAGCUUUUCUAGGUAGUGAAAUACCUAUUCUGUGGGGAUAUGCUUCAGGAAAAUUUCAUGAGGUCUAAAUAGGAAAAAAAGGUGACAGAUGAAAUUCAGUGUGACCAAGUGUCAAUAAUUCACUUUCUCUCCAAAUCAGACUUUAAAAUAUGAGCUGUUAACAUCUUAGAUCUGAGAAUCAUCACCUCUUUCUUGAGGACAAUGUGGCUAUAACUUGAAAAGUCAGAAAAGUGGAGGCAAACUUUUAUUACAAAUGGAAUUGAAAACAAAAUGAAUAACAACCAAACCAUGACUCAUCUGUGUUUGCAAUAUAUGCAGAUGAUUUGCUUAAAAAAGAUAAAGCUAGAGACCAAUCAACAGGGUGACAAGAACAAGGCAGGUAAUAAUAGGAACUUUUGUGAGGACAAACAAAAAUGAAAAAAAUUGAUAAGGAAGGCUGAGGGGAUGAUAUGGUCAAAAUCUAUAAAAUUAUGGAAAGAAUUACUAAAGGAAAAGGUGGCCUUUUUUACUAAAUCUUGGAAUACUAGAACUAGAGGGUACCCCAAGUACCUCCACCUCCUUUUUGAACCUAGAAAGAUAUAAUUUUAGAAAAGCUUAAGUUUACCUUACUAGUGGCUAGCAAAACUUUUAGAAUAUGAUAAGGUGGUUUGGAAGUUAAAAGUACAGGUUCAAGAAAGAUAUAUAUUAAUUUAUAAAAGGUAGAUCCAUAAUAGGUUAUUUGAAAAAAUAGAGGUGGGCCAUAGCCUUUUGAAGUGGCUUCAGGAAGAAUACUUGUGUUUUCUCACAAUGGCCUUUGGUUGUCAUUAUCAGGCAAAAUAUUGGACUGAGUAGAUCAAUCUGACCAGGGAUGAUUUACUUCAUGUAGUUGUUGGAGAAAUCAGUGUUCUGGACAAUUUAGCUUGUUACAUUCUUUACUCUUCAUGGUACGUGCUUUAUAAUUGCCCCAUAAUGAAUGUUAGAAAUUUUAUCUUGUCCAAAGCACGUGUGUGUGUGUGUGUGUGUGUGUGUGUGUGUGUGCGCGUGCGCAUAUGUGUGAGUGUGAAAUUUUCUUAAGAAGUUUUCAAAGUAGUCCCAUUUGCAAAUUAAUUGCACCUAUAUAAGUUUUUACCAGUAGGAACUUUGUCCAUCCAAAUAAGGAAUGGUUUUAUGUAAGGGAAUUGGCUCCUGAGUUUUUACCGUGUGCUCUUAUAUUUGGCCCCAAAAUAUAGCUACACGUAUGCUCCUACAAUCUAUAUGUAUGUGCUAAUUCGAGAGGAAAAGUGAACUUUGGUUUGUUCAUAAAAAGCUAAGCUUGCACCAGUGUGAAUGAGGAGUUCUAUCUCUCUAACAUGACUUUCCUACAUUUGAGAUGAUUUAAUGAAGGUAGAGUGUCUUUUUUUUGUCCCUUCUUUCCCCAUUGCUCAAUGGAUAAUGGAUAAGUAACUUUGCCACAAAAAUUAUCCUUGAGUAAACAGACUUGACUUACCUACUGAGCUCCAUUCUCCUUUCAGAGGAUACCUUUGGGAAUUUGAAACCUGUAGGCUAAAUCCAGGUGCCAUGUUUGGAGAGGAGGGAGGAGGUUUCUUUAUAGCAGGAUCAUAUGGUAUUGACUCCAGUAUGGGUUUACCCAAGAGUGUCAGGUGUUUUACACUAGGAAGAAUUGGGAAUCACUUUCAGAAGACUUUGUUUUUCUAUGGACCACAAAAAUUAUGGAGGAACAGAUUUUUUUGCUAAGGACAUAAUCUAGUUUUAUAAACCUCAACCACGGAACUUCAGAAUAAUAGAGUGAACUUGCAGUUUAAGGGGCUCGUUUAGCAAAGUGGCAACACUUCUCUUUUAACUGCUUUUAGUUCAAAUCUAAAAUGUCAUCUUUUGUCAAAAAGGUUCAAUCCGUUCCCUGCCUCACGCUUGUAAGCAUGUCAAAAACAAUCCACAGUAAAUGCCAUAAAUAUGAACUGCAAGGGAAAAUGGUACAAUCUUAGUGAAUGAGAAUUGGAAUCAAAAGGUUUUGCUGUCCUUAUUAGAAUGUUCUAAAAAUGUCAAGGCAGUUGCUUGUGUCUAACUGUGAACAAAUAAAAAUUUAUUGUUUUGCACUA